Notolabrus celidotus (New Zealand spotty) is the source of this 2367-nucleotide messenger RNA. RefSeq names its product one cut homeobox 3a (gene onecut3a). Gene Ontology annotation, molecular function: DNA-binding transcription factor activity, RNA polymerase II-specific; RNA polymerase II cis-regulatory region sequence-specific DNA binding. The transcript has 2 exons. Lineage: Eukaryota; Metazoa; Chordata; Actinopteri; Labriformes; Labridae. Gene Ontology annotation, biological process: regulation of transcription by RNA polymerase II. The record is from RefSeq and is a predicted model, not a curated record. Gene Ontology annotation, cellular component: nucleus. Bases 1 to 1332 code for a protein of 443 amino acids.
AUGGAGCUUACAAUGGAAAACAUUGGAAAUCUGCACGGUGUUCCUCACUCUCACCAAACGAGCGACUUAAUGAACUCCCCGCACGCGCGCCAGUCGUCGGCGUCGCAUCGGAACUUGGUGUCGCACGGACGCUCAGCCAUGGUGUCCAGCAUGGCCUCGAUACUGGAGGGAGCGGGGGACUACCGCACAGACCACGCGCUGUCUGGGCCCCUGCAUCCGGCCAUGACUAUGUCGUGCGACUCUGGGAUGAGCCUGAGCAGCACCUAUACAACGCUGACGCCGCUGCAGCACCUGCCCCCCAUAUCCACCGUGUCGGAGAAAUUUCACCAUCCGCACCCGCAUGCUCACCAUCAUCCGGCGCACCAGCGACUCUCAGCCGGGAACGUCAGCGGCAGCUUCACCCUGAUGAGGGACGACCGGAGCCUCGCCUCCAUGAGUAACCUCUACGGCCACUACCCCAAAGACAUGUCCGGCAUGGGACAGCCUCUAUCCCCCCUUUCCAACGGGCUGGGGUCUUUGCACAGCUCCCAGCAGACCCUCAGCGCCUACGGCCCGGGUGCUCACCUCUCCAACGACAAGAUGAUCUCCUCGGGAGGCUUUGACUCCCAUGCGGCCAUGCUGUCCCGGGGUGAGGAGCACCUGGCCCGGGGUCUCGGGGGCCACGGGGCCGGGCUCAUGACCUCCUUGAACGGCAUCCACCAUCACAGCCAUCCGCACUCUCAGGCAAACGGGUCCAUGCUGUCUGACCGAGACAGGCAGACGGUGGUGGGAGGUGGGCAGGGCGGUGGGUCGGGGCAGGUGGAGGAGAUAAACACCAAAGAGGUGGCACAGCGAAUAACGGCAGAGCUCAAGCGCUACAGCAUCCCGCAGGCCAUCUUUGCUCAGAGGAUCUUGUGCCGGUCCCAGGGAACUCUGUCCGACCUGCUGCGGAAUCCUAAACCGUGGAGUAAACUCAAAUCAGGCCGGGAGACGUUCAGGAGGAUGUGGAAGUGGCUCCAGGAGCCUGAGUUCCAGCGGAUGUCGGCGCUCCGGCUUGCAGCCUGCAAGCGCAAAGAACAGGAGCAACACAAGGACCGCAACACGGCGCCCAAGAAACAGCGCCUGGUCUUCACUGACCUGCAGCGGCGCACACUCAUCGCCAUCUUCAAGGAGAACAAGCGUCCAUCCAAGGAAAUGCAGAUCACCAUCUCCCAGCAGCUCGGCCUGGAGCUCAGCACCGUCAGCAACUUCUUCAUGAACGCACGCCGCCGCUGCGUGGAUCGCUGGCACGACGACCACGGUGCCAGCCCAGGGCAGCCGGGCACAUCCGCCACCACCUUCUCUAAGGCCUGAGAGAAGGAGAGGACCUUCAGAGGGUCGGGGACCAGGUUGGAACAACAGGCAUCAUGGGAAACUGGCUGUGAAACCUGUCUCUAACAACCCUACCUGGUCCUGGACUGUCUGAAUGCGUCCUCUGCCUGAAAAAUCCUUUGUGCCAUGCAAUCAUCUUUUUUGUCAGUCAGAAUUUCAAGCUCUCACCUGAAACAAGCGUAAUCUAAAAGGUGAAAUGUGAAGUCAGGUUCACUCUGCAUUACUCACACAAGGACAAUCAUUGAUUCUGUCUUUUUUUGAAAGAAAAAUCACUCUUAUGGCAUCUGAGAAAGUAAAGAGACACCAAAGAUUUGAUGUUUUGUUGGACGGUACAAGACACACGCCGGCCUCAUCCACCAAGUAGCCACUGAUUCUGCUUCUUCUCCCAACUCACCUCCUUUGUGUCUGCCUCUCAUGUCUCUCUCUCUCUCAUCCUCUCUCCAUGCCGGCACACGGAAGCAACAAGGGCGAAAAGAACGGCAAUAAAUCUGACAACAGAACAGCACAUAGCCUUAUUAUCCGAGCCCCGUCCUGCACACACACAAGGCCGCCAUAAAGAAAACAAACGCAGCCUCUGAAAAAAUAAACAAGGCUUUCUUAUUCUCCGCCUCUACCUCCCCCCCUCUCCUGUAGUCUCCUUCAUUCCUCGGCCAAAGGUAUUCCCUGAUGGCCAGCCAUUUCAGAGAGCAGCUCAGCCUGAUCAUACGGCAAACUAAUGAAUUGAAAAAUGAAUCGAUGCAGACAGAGAGAGCGAGGCCUUGACCCCUCCUGAAGGUGAAACUCAAGACGCUCUGCAGUAGAUACUCAGGUCUUCCAGGCCCAGGUCUAUAUUUUUUGCACAGAUGUUUGAGGCCUGCAGGGAGACGUGUCAUUGUUACUCCUAGGAGCCAAGAGUCUGUGUUUCUCUGACCAACAGGAGAGGCAGGGCGAGAUGUCUGGACAUGCUCUUUGUUCUGCUGGGAGCUCUUCCUCUGAUCAAUAACCGAGAACCAAGCGACAACAACACGAUCGGGCACC